This is a messenger RNA of Nicotiana tabacum (common tobacco), 1020 nucleotides long. The record is from RefSeq and is a predicted model, not a curated record. NCBI's taxonomy places the organism in Eukaryota, Viridiplantae, Streptophyta, Magnoliopsida, Solanales, Solanaceae.
GUUUCAGUUGGCACUGUUUGCAAUUCCUCUUGUUAAUGCAGAAAGCUCAAUUAACCCUAUUUAUGCUGAAUGUUUUUCUUUUUUUGCAAACUAAAUGCAACAGCUUCUAUCCUCUAUAUCCACCAGCUGAAGGCAUACCCAUUGAUUAUUCUCUUGCUCCAGAAGCUCUUCAGAUGUCAACUGUCCCAGAUAUACUCAUCUUACCCUCGGACUUGGCUCAUUUUGUUAGGGUGAUCUCCCUUGGGGAAAGAAGUGAAGAGGAAGAAGUAAAGUGCAUUUGUGUGAAUCCUGGACGACUUUCAAGGGGAGAAGGAGGAGGUUUCUUUGUGGAGCUUAAUUACCACGGAAGCUGUGAUUUGUCUAGUGCUUCAGUUAUUCGUAUAUAGAACUAAGACUUGGAAUCUUCUUGCACUCUAUAAUUUAGCAGCCAGAAACUCAUGAACUAAAUCACCACGACUAUGAAGAACUUGGGCACACUGCACUCUUGAAGGCUUCUCAUGGAUACUAACACAAGAAACAAGUGUGCUGUGGCUGAAUCUACUCCGUUGGUAUGUUCAGCUCCAUUACUCAGAAGCAAGUGUCUAGAUAUUAAGGAAGUCGUUAUAGCUGGUCAGAGCAUCUUACGCAACCUUACAAGUUCAGCUGCUGUCUGAGGUCAAUAUUUAGGAAGUUAAAUUUUCUGUCUGGCUCAUUAUAGCAUCUCAGCUACUCGGAGAAGUUCUGCUACCUUGUCCGUGGGGGUUAGAGAAUAUAUAACAUAAAACUACUGUCAUGGUCUGUUAGUUGUAGGUAAUUAUCUUCUGGCGGAAUCCUUUUCUAUAUGGUGAAAUACAAAUUUGCUAAGGUUGUCUGCUAUGAGAUGCAGGAGAGAGGAAGCUCAACUCUUUUGAGUUCAAGUGGUCAACCAGCCCCAUAUAAGAUUCCUUUUUGCAAUGAGUCAAUGGCUGCGUAUAAGAAAGAUUUUACGUGCUUGUUUGAAUUUUUUCCAAGACUUCAGUUUGCAACCCAGUUUUUUUUUUU